AAACAAGUUAUGAUAUGCACAUUGAGGAUUUAAACUUGUUUAUAAGAUCUGAUGAGGUGGUCUAUGUUUCACUUACAUCGUACUACCCCUCUCUUUUCUUUAUAAGUUGCCUCCGUCUCUUUAUCUCUGUGUCCAUCAUCUUCUAGAGACUUCUUCUUCUCUUUCCUUCAAUUGAUGGCACUGUCUCUCCUCUCAUACGACGUCACUGACCUCUGUCUCGCCAAGCCUCCUCUCCGUUGUCUCUCAGCCUCUUCCUCCUCCGUAUCCGACGCCAUCGCCGCCCUUAAAUCCUCCGAAGGUCCUUUCCUAUCCGUCUGGAACUGCAAUCACGACCAUGAUGAUGUCGCAGACUGCGAGUGUCUGGGAAAGAUAUCAAUGGCUGACGUCAUCUGCCACUUGUCGAAAGAAGAAGUCCACACACUCUCUGCCUUAAACUCACCUGUCUCAGUUCUUCUCCCGACAAGUCGCUCCCCCGUCCUCCAUGUUCAACCCUCCUGCAGCUUGGUGGAAGCAAUUGAUCUGAUCAUCCAAGGAGCACAGAAUCUGAUUGUCCCGAUUCAGACAAAGACAAGCACCAAGAAGAGACAGCAAAACGACAACGUUUCAGCCACCACCACCACCACCCACUCGAACGGACAAAGAUUCUGCUGGAUCACACAAGAAGAUAUCGUACGAUUCCUCCUCGGGUGCAUCGCCGCCUUCUCUCAUCUACCUUCGAUGUCAAUCUCCGAUCUCGGCAUCAUCAACAGCUCACACGCGAUUCUCGCCGUCGACUACAACUCCUCAGCCACCGUCGUCGUCUCCGCCAUCUCCCGCGCUCUCGCCGACCAAACCUCCGUCGCAAUAGUCGAGGGAGAAGGAGACGAUUCGCCGAUGUACCUGAUCGGAGAAAUCUCUCCGAUGACGCUGAGCUGCUGCGACGAGACGGCCGCCGCGGCGGUGGCGACGCUCUCCGCCGGGUACCUGAUGGAGUACUUAGACGGCGUAAACCCGCCGGAGAGCCUCGUCCAGGAAGUCAGGGACCGUCUUGAGAGUAAGGGACUGAUGGGUUUGCUCUCGCUUUUGGACUCUCUCUCGCUCUCGCCGACGUCGGGAUAUUCGUCGGAUGAAGAGUCUUCUCCGGCGAGGGCGUUUGGGAGGACGAUGAGUAUGUCGACGAGAAUGGCGAGGAAGGCGGAGGCGGUAGUGUGUAACCCGAAGAGCUCGCUGAUGGCGGUGAUGAUACAGGCGAUUACUCACCGUACGAGUUACACGUGGGUGAUUGACAAGGAUGGGUGUUUUGUUGGCAUGGUUACUUUUGUUGAUAUCCUUAAAGUUUUUAGGAAAUUUUUGUAGAAUAUCUCUUUUCCUUUUUUUCUUUUUUUGUGUGUUUUUGUCGAUUGCUAAAACCCAACAAAAAAACAAUAAAAUGUGUUGUUAAGGGUUUUUUUGGGUUGUGUCUGAGUGUGUGGAUGAGCCGGUUGGAGUUUGCUAUUAAUUAAAAAGGAACCAAAUAUUUCGUUUUCUUUUCUUU
This is a messenger RNA of Raphanus sativus (radish), 1513 nucleotides long. RefSeq names its product CBS domain-containing protein CBSX5. The transcript is spliced from 2 exons. NCBI's taxonomy places the organism in Eukaryota, Viridiplantae, Streptophyta, Magnoliopsida, Brassicales, Brassicaceae. Bases 175 to 1335 code for a protein of 386 amino acids. The record is from RefSeq and is a predicted model, not a curated record.